CGGAAACAGACCCGAGUAAAUUACAGGAGUUCUCGUUCUAUUGGUGAAUCCUUACUGACCAAAAGUAGUCGUCCUGAGUGGAUUCUGUAUUCCCUAACCAGAAGACAAUGUGAGCAACCCACAACCAGGGCAGAAAACAGUAUCUUGGAGAGAAAGCAGAGUUAACGUUUCGAGUACAGUGACUUCUUGGGAUGAUGCCAGACCUGACGAGUUUCUCCAGCAAUUGCUUGUUCUGUUUCAGAUUUCCAGCAGUUCUUUGUUUUAUAAGAACAAGGUCCAGGGUGUAAUAGUGGUGAGUUUGUGUGUUUCCCAGAGUAGAUUUCCAGUGGUUUAGGAACGCUCCCAUUCUUUCUCAGUGUCCUGGUCUAUUUCCGUCCUAGUUUAACAGCCCCCUCCCUCAGGAAUGUCCAGACAGAAACCACACGAAGCUUCCUGAGACGGAGUGACCUCAGUAUUGCUGCUGGGUCAGGCUAAACAGACCAGUGUGUUUGGUGUUGGGCUUCUCUGCUCGCUGACCCCUACAAUGGAGGACAAGACCAUCCCACAUGCUUACCCGAUGAGUGUAGAGUACGAGAAAGAGACACCGACAAUUAUCCACGACCAGAACUUCGGGGAAGGUUUGUCACCAGAAGAUAUUUUAGCUCCUACAUUAUACCAUGGUUACUAUAUCAGACCCAGAAUCAAUAAGCAGCUGGACAGAGGCUUUUCAAGAAUUGAAACAAAGCAUCAUAAAUUUCAGGUAUUUCUGGAUGUCUGUCAGUUCCUGCCGGAUGAGAUCACAGUCCGGACAGUGGACAACCUUCUGGAAGUUUCUGGAAGACAUCCGCAGAAACUGGACAGUCAUGGGUUUAUCUCCCGGGAAUUCACCCGUACCUACAUCCUACCCCUGGACGUGGACCCUCUGCUUGUUCGGUCAUCACUGUCCCAUGAUGGUAUCCUGUGCAUCGAGGCGCAGAGAAAAGGAGAUGAGAUGCAACCCAAAGUAAACCACGUGAAAAUCAAUGUGGAGUCAGCACCCGUGGUAAAGGACCCUGGGGAAGAUAUCAGAAGAGAGCAACAGAAGGAUAAGUAGCUCCUGCAAUAGGAUGGGAAGAUCUUCAGUGAUUGAUUUUGAUAGCAGAUUCUCUGCUGAAACACCUGAGUCUACUCUAGAAAACAGGGAGAAAUAUUACAAUGAUUGGGCUACAAGUAAGUUAUCAAUUAAUUAAUGUUGCAAAUAAACCUAAAAAAAGACUAGUUUUGACAUAUUUUAAUAUCUUCUGUAUUUAUAAAGCUAGAAACCUACUUAUUAAUAUUAGACGCAAAUGAGAUCUGAUGAUUAGUGUCAUUAACUCAUGCCUUUAUUGCCCUUUGCUCCUGUUCUCUGGAAGAAAAUGACACAUAUUGGAGAACAUUUACAAAUGUGCCCCCAGCUAUCUUCCCAGGUUCUUCACACUUUCAUGGCUCAGCCUGACUUGCCAGCUAAGGAUCCAUCUCUCCAGUUUAACUUUCAGGACUGUUGAGCCUGUCUCCUUUUACAUCUGUUAGCUAAAGAAGUACCUACGAGGAAUUGAGUCUGGGACCUACCUGGUCUCUGCAACUGGCACUGCACUACUUUCCUCUGAGCUAUUGGCAAAUCCCUUCUGCCAUUCCUGAUGUACAGCUUGAUGAACCACAUGUAUUAAUAAACAUUUUGACAACUAAUAUAUCCAAAAUGUGUCUAUUUCAUGCCUGUAAUGAC
Rhincodon typus (whale shark) is the source of this 1720-nucleotide messenger RNA. RefSeq names its product heat shock protein, alpha-crystallin-related, b2 (gene hspb2). The transcript is spliced from 3 exons. Bases 524 to 1072 code for a protein of 182 amino acids. The record is from RefSeq and is a predicted model, not a curated record. Gene Ontology annotation, molecular function: structural constituent of eye lens; protein folding chaperone. Lineage: Eukaryota; Metazoa; Chordata; Chondrichthyes; Orectolobiformes; Rhincodontidae. Gene Ontology annotation, biological process: protein refolding; response to heat.